AUGUUUUCUCCCCACCGUCUGGUCGUUCGCUUGCGGGCCCGCUUCCAUCUGUUUGUGCGGAGUGGCCGGUGCUGUUUUAUCGCCGCGUCUCCUUUCUUCCUUUCCUUGGCUGUCCCCGGCGAGCUCGAGGCCAGCACGCAGCACGACGUGCACGGCCGGGACGAGCACCACGCCGGCGGCCAGCUCCGCCCCGCCCACGCCCGCGGCCGUCGCGGCGAGCUCCGUCCCCGCCCGGCCACUGCUCGCCCCCGCCCCGGCGUCCGCCGCGUCCCGGCAGGCCACGCCCGGCCAUGGCUCGCCAGGCCACGCCGGCGGCCAGCUCCGCCCGCCCACGCCCGCGGCCGUCGCGGCGAGCGCCGCCCCGCCCAGCCACGGCUCGCCCCGCUCCGGCGACCUCCGCCGCGUCCCGGCAGGCCACGCCCGGCCAUGGCUCGCCAGGCCACGCCGGCGGCCAGCUCCGUCCCGCCCACGCCCGCGCCCGUCGCGGCGAGCGCCGCCCCGCCCGGCCACGGCUCGCCCCGCCCCGGCGACAACCGCGCCCCGCCUGCCCGCCCAUGGCCGAGCUGCAGCUGCUGCCUGGCCGGGCCUGCUCGCCCGUGCCCGCGAGUGGCCGACGCGGCCGGCGGCGUGCCCGCCCGUGCGUGGCCGACGCGGCCGGAGUCGAGGCACGCACGGACAGCUCCGACCGGCUCCACCCCUGCUGCGACGAUGUAG
This is a messenger RNA of Lolium perenne, 714 nucleotides long. The record is from RefSeq and is a predicted model, not a curated record. Lineage: Eukaryota; Viridiplantae; Streptophyta; Magnoliopsida; Poales; Poaceae.